Molecule: messenger RNA, 1223 nt
Organism: Penicilliopsis zonata CBS 506.65
Lineage: Eukaryota; Fungi; Ascomycota; Eurotiomycetes; Eurotiales; Aspergillaceae
Exons: 1
Coding region: 91-1086 (331 amino acids)
Biological process (GO): protein deubiquitination; endoplasmic reticulum unfolded protein response
Cellular component (GO): nucleus; cytosol
Molecular function (GO): cysteine-type deubiquitinase activity
Source: RefSeq, a predicted model, not a curated record
GCUGUCUCCGACCAGCCAUUUAUUAUCAUUGCCAGCUGGUGAUAAUCAAAUCACAGUUGGCCGGCGCGCUUUUCGCUACUCUCCCCGAAAAUGAGGCUUCGGGUUCGCGGGCCUGCUGGGCAGUCCACUGUAACCCUGGAGGAUCUGGCGACUGUCGAGGAUCUCCACACCGUGAUUGCGGAGAAGACUGGCUUGACGACCUAUGACGCCAAAUACGGCUAUCCAGACAUCAAGCCACUGGAUCUCAGCAUCUUCGCGCCGGGGCAGAAGAUCACAGAUAUCGGCAUAAACCUGAAUGGGGAGCAGCUUAUCAUCACGAAAAGGGAGGACGGAGCCAAUGGCGGCACUCAACACCAACAAGAACAGCAACACAUCGACAUUAGGGUGCCGCCGUCCCAACAGCCCCGGAAGGAACAUGCUCAGGACUCGGACGAUCCUCCCGAGAUUGCCUCUCCAGAACACUCAGGCACGUUUGUUCUCCGGAUCAUGCCAGAUGACAACUCGUGUCUCUUCCGUGCCGUAGGCAGUGCUGUCACGGGAGGCAUGGAUACCAUGAACGAGCUGCGUUCCGUUGUCGCGCAAACGAUCCAAGCCAACCCAGACGUCUACUCGGAAGCCGUGCUGGAGAAGAAAACAGAUGACUACUGCCGAUGGAUCCAGAAUGAGAACUCGUGGGGCGGAGGCAUCGAGCUCAGCAUCCUCAGUAAGCAUUUCGACAUUGAAAUCUGUUCGAUCGACGUCCAAAGCCUGCGGACAGACCGUUUCAACGAGGGCGCUCCAACUCGAUGCAUCGUCGUCUACUCGGGGAUUCACUACGACACCAUCGCCCUCUCCCCCUCUGACCCGCCUUUCACUCACGCCUACGCACCCCCGGACUUCGACACCAAGAUUUUCGACGCCGCGGACCCCGUGGUGCUCGACAAGGCGCUGGACCUGUGCAAGGUCCUUAACAGCAAGCAUUACUUCACCGAUACGGCCGGGUUCCGCAUCCGGUGCAACACAUGCAAGGGGAUCUUCAUUGGCGAGAAGGGUGCCGCGCAGCACGCAACACAGACGGGUCAUUACGAUUUUGGCGAGGCGGACUAGCAUUCAUUACCUUGUCAAAACUUUUUUAAGUAUAUUUACCAUCAGACAUUCUUGAAUAGAACAGAGAUAUUCUUAAUGUAAAACUUUUAUAUCCAGCUGAGCUGGUUCGUCGCCGGGUGUCGUCGGAAAAUACGCAA